This is a messenger RNA of Vombatus ursinus (common wombat), 4611 nucleotides long. RefSeq names its product SEC24 homolog B, COPII coat complex component (gene SEC24B). Gene Ontology annotation, molecular function: zinc ion binding; SNARE binding. The record is from RefSeq and is a predicted model, not a curated record. The transcript has 25 exons. Gene Ontology annotation, biological process: endoplasmic reticulum to Golgi vesicle-mediated transport; COPII-coated vesicle cargo loading; intracellular protein transport. NCBI's taxonomy places the organism in Eukaryota, Metazoa, Chordata, Mammalia, Diprotodontia, Vombatidae. Bases 16 to 3843 code for a protein of 1275 amino acids. Gene Ontology annotation, cellular component: COPII vesicle coat; endoplasmic reticulum exit site.
GAGCCGCCGCCGGUCAUGUCCGCCCCUGCCGGCGCCCCGCACCCCCACGCCGCCGCCGCCAGCGCCAGGAUCCCGCCCCGGCUCGGAGCGGCGGCCGCCCCCGCCGGCCCGAGCCCGACGCCGCACUACCAGAACGGUCCAGCACAGAAUCAGAUGCAGUUUCCACCUGGAUAUGGAUUACAGUCUCAAGGCUAUGUUGUUCCCUCAGGACUCUACUCCCAAGGACCUGGGAAAAGUACCCCUCUGCCAUUGGAAAGCCAGUAUGGUACUGAUUAUCAUUCUGGCCACUACACAGUACCAACACAAAAUGUGACUCUUGCUCCAGGUCCUAGCACAGUGAACAUGCAGCCGGGAUCACAGCAGGUAUAUGGCCGGGGUCCUCCUGCUCCUCAUACUGUAGGGUCCACUCCUGGAUCAUUCCCAGGUGGUGUUGCAUCUUCAGCAUCCCAUUUACACACAGGUAGACCCCAGCCAUACUCCUCCUUUGGUAAUCACUACAACAGUCCAGGCAUUCCCUCUGCCAGUUCUUCCAUUGCUUCUCAGGGAUUUCCCCUUACUUCUGGCCAUUAUGCUAUGUCUACUGCUUCGGGUGCUGUGUACCCUAGUGUUUCAUAUCCUUCGGUGCCUGCUGGUGAUCCAUAUGGGCAAGUGUUUACUUCACAGAGUACUUCAGUCAUCACACAGUUUAAAGAUAAUUCAUUUCCUGGUCAAAACACAGCCGUCGACCAUCCACCGCAGCAGCGACUGAGUCCUGUGGGAUAUAGUGCUUCAUCAUGGGCAGCUCCAGGCCCUCAGUCAACCCAAGACAACCUUACCCAAAAUCACAUUGGAUCCCUGGCUACAGCAGGCAACACCUCUAAUGCAGGUUCUUCAUCCUGUGCUGAAAAGCAAAACAUUCAGCUUCUCAAGACCAGCCCAGCGCCACCCACAGUCUCAUCAGGGAGCAUUUCAGCAAGGACACAGCCUCCUGCAGACCGGGCAACUGAACCUGUGGCCUCAGGGACACAGCCUCCAGAACUCUUACUACAGGAAGGCAUGCAGUAUGGUGGAUAUGUUAAUAAUCAAGCUAGCUCUGCACCAACUCCCUCGUCAUCAACUUCAGAUGAUGAGGAAGAGGAGGAGGAGGAUGAGGAAGCAGCCAUUGACAGCUCCUCUACAACCAGCAGUGUUUCUCCUGUGCCCAACAGCUUUGAUGUCCUAGAAGGCGGGAGCUAUCCAGGUGACACAUUGGAUCCGCUUUCGUCAUCGACCACCAGUCCAGCUCCGGCUCUCUCUGUUCCUCAGGCAACCAAACCUGCUAAGCCCUUUGGCUAUGGGUAUCCAAUCCUUCAGCCUGGUUAUCAGAAUGUAGGGCUGAGUUCUGGAGCACAACCUAGUAACCCAGCAUAUUCUGGAUUCCAGCAGUUUGCCCAGCAGUAUCCUGGUAUGAAUCAGUUGUCAUCUAGUCUAAGCGGAUUAAGUCUCCAGCAUUCUUCUCAACAACCAGAAAGUCUGAGACCAAUCAACCUCACUCAAGAUAGGAAUAUUCUGCCUGUGACUCCUGUUCUGGCUCCUGUUCCUAACUUGAAUUCAGACCUGAAAAAAUUAAAUUGUAAUCCUGAUUCAUUUCGAUGUACUCUGACAAAUAUUCCACAGACUCAGGCUUUAUUGAAUAAAGCUAAGCUUCCUUUAGGGUUGUUGUUGCAUCCCUUCAGAGAUCUCACGCAAUUACCAGUUAUAACAUCAAGCACCAUUGUGAGGUGCCGGUCUUGCAGGACAUAUAUCAACCCUUUUGUGUCCUUCAUUGAUCAGAGGAGAUGGAAAUGCAAUCUGUGCUACAGAGUUAAUGAUGUUCCUGAGGAAUUUAUGUAUAAUCCCCUUACCCGUUCCUAUGGAGAGCCUCACAAACGGCCCGAGGUUCAGAAUUCAACCGUGGAAUUCAUUGCUUCUUCAGACUACAUGCUUCGUCCUCCUCAGCCUGCAGUAUACUUGUUUGUUUUCGAUGUGUCUCAUAAUGCAGUGGAAGCUGGGUAUUUGACAAUUGUCUGCCAGUCGCUGUUGGAAAAUCUGGACAAACUGCCUGGAGAUUCGAGAACAAGAAUUGGGUUCAUAACCUUCGAUAGCACGGUUCAUUUCUAUAACUUACAGGAAGGAUUAUCACAGCCUCAGAUGUUGAUUGUCUCAGACAUAGAUGAUAUCUUCUUACCUACACCUGAUAGUUUACUUGUAAAUCUACAUGAAAGCAAAGAGCUGAUAAAAGACUUAUUGAGUGCUUUACCAAAUAUGUUCACCUAUACAAGAGAAACCCAUAGUGCUCUUGGUCCUGCACUUCAGGCUGCCUUUAAAUUAAUGUCUCCAACAGGUGGCCGUGUGUCUGUAUUCCAGACACAGUUACCUUCCUUGGGUGCAGGACUCCUGCAGUCCAGAGAAGAUCCUAAUCAGAGAUCCAGCACAAAGGUUGUGCAGCAUCUUGGUCCUGCGACUGAUUUUUAUAAGAAAUUGGCAUUAGACUGUUCAGGGCAACAGACAGCAGUGGAUCUACUGAAUGCAGCCGUGGUCUGCCCAGGAGACAGCCCAGGAGAGCCGUGGCCUUCCUUGUCCCUAGCAGCUCAGCCUCUUUUAAAGCAGACCACAGUGCUGUUGGCUUUUCUGGCUGUGCUGGCCCACAUGGAGCUCGAAGACCAUGAAACUUGCAUGUCCAAGUAUUCUGCUGGUUGCAUCUAUUAUUACCCAUCUUUUCAUCAUACUCACAAUCCUUCACAAGCAGAAAAAUUGCAAAAAGACUUAAAACGUUAUCUCACAAGGAAAAUUGGAUUUGAAGCAGUCAUGAGAAUAAGGUGUACAAAAGGUCUUUCUAUACACACUUUCCAUGGAAAUUUUUUUGUUCGAUCUACUGAUUUGCUUUCCCUUGCCAACAUCAAUCCUGAUGCUGGAUUUGCAGUCCAGAUGUCAAUUGAAGAAAAUUUAACAGAUACUUCUCUGGUGUGUUUUCAGACUGCCCUAUUAUAUACCUCAAGCAAAGGUGAGCGGAGGAUUCGAGUACACACUCUUUGUUUGCCAGUAGUGAGUUCACUGGCAGAUGUUUAUGCAGGAGUAGAUGUACAAGCAGCCAUCUGCCUUCUGGCAAACAUGGCUGUGGAUCGGUCGAUUUCAUCAAGUUUAUCAGAUGCAAGAGAUGCCUUAGUGAAUGCUGUGGUGGAUUCCCUCUCUGCGUACAGCCAGACCUCUUCCACCUCGCAGCAGUCUGCUCUCAUAGCCCCCACCUCCCUCAAGCUGUUUCCUCUCUAUGUCUUGGCGCUGCUCAAGCAGAAAGCAUUUAGAACUGGUACUAGCACCCGCCUGGAUGAUCGUGUGUUUGCCAUGUGCCAGAUGAAGUGUCAGCCACUUGUUCAUCUGAUGAAAAUCAUUCAUCCCAACCUGUACAGAAUAGAUAAACUGACUGAUGAGGGUGCAAUACAUGUCAGUGACAGAAUAGUGCCUCAGCCGCCUCUUCAAAAAUUGUCUGCAGAGAAGCUGACAAGAGAGGGCGCCUUCCUUAUGGAUGCCGGUUCUAUUAUUUACAUCUGGAUUGGGAAAAGCUGUGAUAAUAACUUCAUAAAAGAUGUGCUCGGUUACCCAAACUAUGCAUCAGUACCACAGAAACUGACACAUCUUCCAGAGUUAGAUACACUUUCCUCAGAAAGAACCAGGUCCUUUCUUUCCUGGCUUAGAGACAAUAGGCCAUUGUGUCCAAUUCUCCAUGUGAUAAAGGAUGAGAGUCCUGCCAAGACAGACUUUUUCCAGCACUUAGUUGAAGACCGGACAGAGGCUGCAUUCUCUUACUAUGAAUUUUUGCUUCAUGUUCAGCAGCAGAUUUGUAAGUGAAAUGGAACCAAAGAAGAAGAAAAACAUCAUGACUUUUGAGACAAGCAUAAGCUGUCAGAGAAGCACAUGGGAAAUUUGGAAAGAAAGCAUUUGCAAUGCACCCCACCCUUUCUGAAGCUUUGACAGUUAAAGGUGAAGAAUUGUCUGCUAGAAGAAGGAUUUAUUUCAGCCUAAAUUAAAAGUUAGUAAUGAUGAUGCUAUUUCACUAACUACAUUUUAAAUUGGUUUAUACACAUUUCCAAUAGUGCAGCAGUACGGUCCUAUUAAUUGCAAGCUGGCAAAUUUAUGUAGCUAUGUGGAAUGAUGUUUCAUAAUGUAAAAUUAGAUAAAUCCUUUUUCUUACAUUUAAUAGAAUAUUUCCGAACUUAAACUCUGACGAGAGACGCCAAAGGGCAAUGGUACCAGGUUAUUUGUUUAUAUGAAUUACUUUUUAACCAGGAAUGAUUCGUAUUCAUUAAAUGGAUUCACCAUUUUCCCAGUGAAGACUAUAGAAUUUCAAUACACGUACUGUAGAAAUAAAAUAUAUAAUGUACAUAAAUGUUACAUUUGUAAAGAAAUGUAAAAAUGUAACUACAGAAUAUGAAUUGCUUAAAAUGUGCUACAUUGUUGGAUGUUUGAUGACAGAUCUUUUUGUCCCAGUUAGAGAAUGAGGUUGACUAAUACAUAUUAAGAAUGGAGUCCACAUAAGAAACACUCUUUGUAAUUCUGUUAAAUCUUUUAUGUGGAAUUAUUUAUGAUCACCUUACUAAUUAAAGAUAUUUUGCUUGA